Alternaria burnsii is the source of this 1260-nucleotide messenger RNA. RefSeq names its product chaperone protein dnaj. Bases 1 to 1260 code for a protein of 419 amino acids. Gene Ontology annotation, molecular function: Hsp70 protein binding. Gene Ontology annotation, cellular component: cytoplasm. The transcript has 3 exons. Lineage: Eukaryota; Fungi; Ascomycota; Dothideomycetes; Pleosporales; Pleosporaceae. Gene Ontology annotation, biological process: protein refolding. The record is from RefSeq and is a predicted model, not a curated record.
AUGCUCCUACGGUUAGCGCUGUUCUUUGUGGUCGCCUGUUUAGCACUUCUAGUUGUUGGCGCAGAAGAUUACUACAAGCUACUAGGCCUCAAGAAAGAUGCCUCAGAUCGCGAGAUUAAGAAGGCAUAUCGAACGCUGAGCAAGAAGUACCACCCAGACAAGAACCCUGGUGACGAUGAGGCGGGCAAGAAGUUCGUCGAGGUAGCUGAAGCCUACGAGAUCCUUAGUGAAAAGGAAACACGGAAGAUCUACGACCAAUACGGCCACGAUGGUAUCCAACAGCACAAGCAAGGCGGCGGUCCACGUCAACACGAUCCCUUCGACCUCUUCUCGCGCUUCUUCGGCGGCUCAGGACACUUUGGACAUCAAGGAGGAGAGCGCCGAGGGCCGAACAUGGAAGUGCGAGUAUCACUGCCACUCCGCGACUUCUACAACGGCCGAAAGACGGAGUUCACAAUCGAGAAACAGGCGAUAUGCUCGGCCUGCGAGGGCUCAGGCUCGGAAGAUGGGCAUGUAGAGACAUGUGGCACAUGCGGUGGACGCGGUGUCAGGAUCCAACGACAACAACUCGCACCCGGCCUAUUCCAGCAAGUACAGAUGCAUUGUGACCAAUGUCACGGCAAAGGAAAGACGAUCAAGCAUCCAUGCCCUGUCUGCAGUGGUAGCAGAGUCAUCCGUGAAGCCGAAACUCACACUCUCGAAAUCGAGAAGGGCAUGCCCAAGGGUGUACGCGUCACCUACGAGAACGAAGCGGAUGAAAGUCCCGAUUACGUUGCCGGCGACCUCAUCGUACACCUCACUGAGGCGGAGCCUGCAAUGGGAGAACAAGAGCACGAGCGCACAGACGGAACCUUCUUCAGAAGACGAGGUAAAGAUCUCUUUUGGCGCGAAGUUCUUUCUCUUCGGGAGGCAUGGAUGGGUGGUUGGACACGUAAUGUCACACAUCUGGACGGCCACAUUGUACAACUUUCACGUAAACGUGGCGAGGUCGUCCAACCCAAUCUCGUUGAGAUCGUCAAAGAAGAAGGUAUGCCAAUAUGGCACCAACACCUCGAGAACAACGAGGGCCUGCAGUUUGGUGACUUGCACGUUGAAUACGUGGUCGUACUACCCGAUCAAAUGGAAAAGAGUAUGGAGAAGGAAUUCUGGAGUGUCUGGGAGAAGUAUCGUGCGAAGAAGGGCGUCAGCAUCGAUGCCGAGUUGAACAGGCCACAGGAACCUAUCAAGAUGCCCGAACCAGAUGCGCACGACGAGUUAUAG